AUGGAGGGUACGCGUGUUACUGAAUGCAGUCCAAGCGGUCUCUCUGAAGGUUCGAACCACAAACAACCGUCCAACAGCAGGGCUACGUCGGUACCUCGAGUCGGCAGGCUCGCAAAACCUGCAAGCAAGCCAGCGGAUCGCGCGCCUUCCCCACUGCACCAUGCUGCCGGCACCCCGCUCGACAGGUCCUCGGCGUCCAUCGACCUGCAGACGCCGACGACGAAGCCAUCACCGGGAGGAGCGGCAGAACGCCGAUCCUUCAAGGCGUCGCCGGCGUCCCGCGGGAGCACUACCGAUAAACAACAGCCGAGGACUGCGAGGACGUCAGAGCUGCAGUCGCAGCUGACGAUCGUGCAGGAGGAUCUCAGGAACGCGAGGGAACACCUGGCCUCCAUCGAGAAUGACCGGGCGCAGAUCCUCGAGGACCUGGCUGUCGCCAAGCGCCUCGCCGCCGACGCCCACGGGAAGCUGGAGGACUCGCUGCUCGCGCAGCGGCGGGCCGAGGAGGCGCUGGAGCUGGAGAGGUUCAAGUCCAUGGAGCGCGAGCAGUCCGCCAUCGACCUGGCGCAGAGGACGGAGGACGAGUGGCGGAGGAAGUACGACAGCGUCAGGAGGCGCCACGCCCAGGACGUCGCGUCGCUCAUCGCCACGGCCAGGGAGCUCGAGGCCGUCAGGGACGAGCUGGCGGCCACCGCGCAGGCCAAGGACUCGGCUCUGAACCAGGCGGACGAGCUGCAUGGGAUCGCCAACCGCAGCGCGAAGAAGGCGGAGGUCCUGACGGCCGAAGUGGCCCGGCUCAAGUCCCGCCUUGACACCGAGCUGGAGAACAAAGCCAGAGAAGCCGCGGAAACCAUCGAGAGGCUGGAGUCUGAAGCUUCCGCGCUGAGGGCGGAGCUCCGGAAGGCCAAGGAGUUCGAGGAGAAGCUCGCCAAAGCAGAACAGGCGGUGGAGGGGCUCAGGGUCGACGUCGCGUACGCCAGGAGGGCGGAAGCGGACGCCAGCCGGUCGGCGCAGGAAUGGAAGAGCAAGGCGGAGUCGUUGGAGACUCGCCUCGAAGCCGCCUCGCAGCUGAUCAAACGCAACGAGGAGUCGCUCGCGUCACUGACCAACAGCUUUGAGGACUGCACGUCCAUGCUCCAGGACAAGCAGUCACAGCUCGUCCAGCUCGAAGACAAGGUGGUAGCCUUGGAGAAGGAAGCGAGCGAGUACAAGGAACGGUUCCUCGAGACCAGCAGGCGACUCGACGUUGCAACAGAGGAGGCGUAUGAGCUACAUGCGGCCAUUGAUGGAUUGAGGUCCGAACACCAGCUGCUGCACGAGGCGCAUCAGCAAGCCGUCGGCGCCGAGAAGACAGCCAGCGCGCAGGUCGGCCACCUCACCGAAGACAAGAACAGGCUGCUCAAGGAGCUUGCCGACACCAGAGAAGAGAGGGACAAGGUGAAGAAGGCUAUUGAGGAUUUAGCGGCGGCGCUGCGUGAAGUGUCGUCGGAGGCAAGAGAGGCCAAGGAUAGGGUCCUCGCGAAACAAGCAGAGCUAGACGAUGCCCGGCUUCAGAUGUCAGAACUGAAGGCGGCGAUGAAGAAUGCAGAGGAAAGAUACCAGUUGAGGCUGGGUUCAGAGGCCAAGAUUUCGAAGGAUGAUUGGGUAUCUGGGUUUGUUGAUAUGCUCAAGAGAUCUGAUGAUGGAAUCAGCUCUAUCCAGCUGGAAAUGAACAGGCUGACGGAGUCACUGAGAGCUGCAGAGAACGAAGUGCAGGAGCUCAGGGCAGACAAGACCGAGCUGCUCAGUAAGCUGCAAGAAUUUGAAGUCCAGGCAACGAAUACUGAAGAACAAGCGAGGGCAGAGAGCUCGCACCUCAAAGACCUGCUGUCCUCCAAGGACAAGGAGCUGCUUGCUCUGAAUCAUGAACUCACCGAGCUGCGACUAAGAAAGAGCGCCGCACUGGAGAAAGCUAGCGAGGUCUCCAAGUUGCUCGGAGAGAUGACAGCGAGAAAAACCGAGGAAGAAAGCACCGACAAGUCCAAGGCCCUGCAAGCCAAGCUGGAAAUGGACGAAGUGCUGGAAUCACUGAAAGACGCUGAGGGCGAAGCGAAGGCUGCCAAAGAGGAGAAGGUGCAGCUGCAGAGCAAGCUGAGACUGCUCGAGUCCAAGAUCACCGAGGCCAACCUGACCUCGGAGGAGGCAAAGAUCAGCAGCCUGAGGUUGAAGGAGGCGCUAGAAGACAAGGAGCACCAGCUGGCGGGCAUUGUACAGGAGAACAGAGAGAUGCGGGCGAGAGAAGCGGCUGCUCACGUGAAGAUCGACGAGCUCGCCGUGCUGCUAGCAGAAGCCACGGCCAGGAAAGGAGGAGAGUCAUCGAAUGGGGCGGCGGCGGUCACCAGGAGCCCAGAGAAGCAGCCGAGCGUGCUCCUGAAGCUGAUCUGCUCGCCCAUGCAUCAUAACGUCCGAGACGACGAGAACAAUGGCGAGAUCAUCCAAAACCCAAAGGAGGAUAUCAAGCACGUUGAAGUGGAGACGGUCAGGCAGGUGAAGCAUGAGCAGAAAAUCAGUGUAUCAGCAGUGGACGCCAACUCUUUGGAGAACAGCAAGAUCAUAGAGGACGACCUGUCCAAAGAGAGGGACGAAGAUUCCGAGUCGAGUGACGAUGACGACGUUGAGUCACCGGGGGACGAUGCACUCGUGGAUCAGAUGAACGGACUGCUGAUCCAUGGCCCGACAUCGUCGUUCAACCAGGAUCAGCGCAUCGUCCAGAAGAAGAAGAGGGCUCUGCUCAAGAAAUUCGGGAGCCUACUGAAGAAGAAAGCUCACUUCACUAAGCUGAGCAGUCACUCUCACUCCUAG
Molecule: messenger RNA, 2841 nt
Organism: Miscanthus lutarioriparius
Lineage: Eukaryota; Viridiplantae; Streptophyta; Magnoliopsida; Poales; Poaceae
Source: the annotation of a GenBank genome assembly